AUCUAGACACGUCGUCAAACAACAUAGAAGAGGGUUCGCAACGCAAGACACUGCGACCAACCAAUAUCGGGGCCAACCUUGCAAACAAGCCACCGCGGCACCAGCAAACGCCAUCCAAUGCAUGUAUGACAUAUUCUCAAGCCGAGUAUAGUCAACCGAGAGUGCCGCUGGCAAGGAUUUGGCACGGUCACAGUCGCCUCGCGCGCGCCUCCGCUGAGUUGCCCAGACCCAGGCGAUGACCCCAACUCGAACUGUGCGUUGAGUAUUCUCCUCAUUUUAUCGUCGGUGAUUAUAUAGCCGACAUCUCGGGAGGCUCGCUUUGCUUCCCAGUUUCGUCGGGUGGAGUCCAGGAGACCAACAUCUUGGUAGCCUGCCGUCGCUCGCUAAAAAUGACAGCAGCGAUAUCGUAUAUGUCUGGCCCCGAGACGGGGAAGCCGGCGGCACUGUUACGCCUGCUUGGGCGCCCAAAGCCUGCGCUGCCGUUAGGCGCUCGCGCGGCGUCAGUCUCAGCGCCGAUGGAGGAUUCUUCAGCAAUAGCAAGGCAGUCUGCAUGCUUUGGUGCUUAUGAAUGCAUCAACGCGGCACCGACACCGGAAGCGCCAACAGCCACAGCCAGCGGCGGCGCCGAGGCCAUGGAAACCAUGGACAUGUCAGAACUCCCAGGAGCGCUGCCAGUGGGGGUGUGGGGCUCCAGCGCUUGGUGCACCUGCACCGGCCCGAAGACUCUGGCGCACGCGGCCGCAGACACCCCGGCAGCUUGCGGACCAGCUUGCGCACCAGCUUGCGCAGCAGCUUGCGCACUAGCUCUGGCACCAGCCCCACAGGCUGCAGCGGGAACGACGCGACUCGUAGCACUCCCAGAGCUGCCGGGCGGCCUGCAGGCAACGUCGUCGUCGUCGUCAUCACCACCACCACCACCGACACAGGCACAGCCGCCGCUCUGGCCGGCAGCGCUGCCGGUGCGCUGCGUCGUGCAGCAGACCUCGCCGCCGCGGCCUACGCGCCCCGGCUUGGGCAGCAGCAGUGUCAGCAGCAACAGUAGCCGCGCUGGCGGCAGCCUGGCAGACCCGACGUCUCGCCACUGGCAGGGGCAAGGGCAGCGCUCGCCCUCGCCGCCCCGGCGGCAGCUGUCCCCGGGCCGCUGGCGCGCAGGCGCCACCGCGGGCCUCGGCGGUCCAGGCCUGAACGGCCGCGGCCAUGCUGCUACCCCCUCCACGCCACCGCCGCAGCCACCGCCGCAGCCACCGCCGCACCACCCGCAGCAACAGCUUCACCAACAGUGCACACACUACAUUGGCGGCGGUUCUCAAGGCGCCGGCAGCGCCGCCGUCCUGAACAGCAUGACCAACCUGUUCAACUGCAGCAGCAACAAUAAGCACAGCGGCUGUGCGAGUGACUCAGACUGGGACUCCGACUCGGACGCAGAGCGCUCGGGCGCAGGGCGGGCGGUGCGGCGGCGCCGGGCCGCGCCAUGUGCGGGUGCUGGCGGCGGCGGCGGCGGCGGCGGCGGCUACACCUGCUGCUGUUGCGGUGCAAGCGGCGGCGCCUGUGCACCGGGCCUGCACGGCGCACUGACUACUUUGCAGUCGCAGCAGCCCCCCGCUGCCGCGCAUGACCACCACCAGAACCAGCAGCAGCAGGCGCCGCCGGCGCUGCCCCCGGCGCUGCGGCAGAAGCCCAAGUCACGGCUGUGUGAGCAGGUGCAGGCGAUGGUGAGUGAGAGCCUUACUGCCGCGCUCCGGCUGCAUGGCCUGCAGCAGCAGCAGCAGCAGCAGCAGUCGCCCGCCUUCAAUGCGGGCCGCGGAAGCGGCUGCGGCGCUAAUGACAGCGGCGGCGGCGGAGCAGGCGGCGGCGGCGCGCUGGCAUUCGGCGCUGUGUACAGCACGGGAACAGCAAUGGGAAUGGCCGGGGUGAAGGCGGUGGCGGCCGGCGGGCAGGGGUGGGGCCGAGAGGCGGCGCCGCGCCAGCGCAGCAUUGGACUGACGCGGAAGCGGCUGCUUCAGUAGUCAUGGUUAGCGCACGAACAGCACAUGGAUGGGAGAACCAUGAUAUGGAUUACGAAUGACCGCAGGCGUUCACCAUUCUUGAAAAGAACCGUAGUGCUGGCACCAAAAACUUCAUGCUAAGCUUCCACAGCGUAUGGUUGAAGUAAAAUGGUUGAAGGACAUUUGUGUACGGUAAUGUAAAUAGUAGAUAGUACAGAGAGCUUCCCAUUCUUAACUGUGGCGCGAGUGGGUGGCAAAUUCUAUUACGUGCGCCAGCCCAUAUGAUUGCUUGCUUCUGACAGAAUUGGGCUUGUUGCUUGGGCAUUUGCAAACAGUGCCGAGGGCAGUGCGACUGUGGGACGAUUCCUUUCAAGGCUGAGUAGAGAAAGGGGUUCAGAACAUCUGGGGUGUAGUGACUCGCGGACGCUGUGCUAUGUAUAUACCUCAUAUUGGACCGUGUGCGUCGCGUGUUUGGCGAUGUUGGGACAACAAGGCUGCAGAGCCGUCGGCUGUCGUUGCGAGGCUGCAGUUGCUAACAGGGCAGGAGACAGCCCCAGGACAGCCCCGGGACAACCGGACAGACUUAUUUCGGGCUAAGUAGACGCUUCAGUUCCUUCCCUGGGUGGCAGGUAGCGAUUUUGACACGGUCUUGUGCAACGACACGAACUCUGUUAUGAACGAGCGCCCUGCAAUGGUGUGUCGUAUUUGGGGAGUGGAGCGGAGCGGAGACGACGGGAUGAGGCGGGUGCUGGUGUGGGUGCAGGACCUGAGACGAACUGAUGCAGGGAUCGGCGCUAGGGGCAGCUCAGAGGUACUUGUGAAGGGACCAGUACUAGGGGGCUCCGGAUCCGGGCAGGCGGCGGGGAAUGAGAUGCGGCCGGAGGGGGAUAGCUAGCACAACACGACACGAGCUGGACUGUUCGCCACACAUUCACCACGGCACAUUCAUAAUCUUUUUGUUGUUCACAUCGGUCAUACUUGCCUUUUGCCUACGUAUGGGCAGCGCCGCUUUGGAACCCAACCACACAUACCAAACCAGGUGAUGAGCGAGGCUUUUAUGGAGGAGUGGAUUCUUGUGUGGCCCAGCCGAAGCAAGCAUUCCUUCGGGAGGACGAGCUGGAUCAGUAAUGUGCAUGAUGGGCAUCAUCCACAAAUGUGACACGUAAGGGUGUUCGCCCAGAGGUACAUGUGUGCUGGUACCCAGCCAGGGGCCCAUUGUACCUGACGUUGUAAGUUGCGUUCGAC
This is a messenger RNA of Chlamydomonas reinhardtii, 3230 nucleotides long. RefSeq lists its product as uncharacterized. The record is from RefSeq and is a predicted model, not a curated record. The transcript is spliced from 2 exons. The coding region runs from base 390 to 2006 and encodes 538 amino acids. NCBI's taxonomy places the organism in Eukaryota, Viridiplantae, Chlorophyta, Chlorophyceae, Chlamydomonadales, Chlamydomonadaceae.